UAGCGCUCUCUUUCGGUCCCGUCGGUUUGAAACUGCCAGGCUUUUGCUGGGGAAAAGAAGAGCGACGGCUGCUCUUCAGGAGCCGUUCACUCGUGGAAUUGUCGAAUUGUCGAGGGCGUCGAACCGAAGGGCGCCGUUAUAGAUGUGCUAACCCACAACUACAGUUACGAGUGGGGAGCAUCAGUCUGCGAAGGAUGAUUUCCUCAUCAGGUCAACUUUUCUCUCUAGAUGAAGUACUUUAAUGCAAGAUGUCAUCAUCUGAAGAGAAAAGUGCAAGUCCUGUUUUACCAAAAGAUUCUGAUCGAGGCAGUUCUGUCUCUUCUGAUCUUCAGUUUCAGCGUCCGUAAAGGAGGCAGCUCAUAUGGAUAUGGAAAGACUUUGCCCAAUCCGUUCAGAAGAAACUACUUCACCAGGGUCCUCAUCUAGUCAAAGAGAUCUUCAUGGUCCAUGCGUAACUGACAUAAGCCUUUCAGAUGAUAGAGUGACCCACAUAGAGAGCAUUCUUGAUCUGUGGAGUGGCAGCCUUAAAACUAAUGUUUUGACUGAGCUGAGGAAAUGGAAACUUCAUUUUAUUGAACAUCAUACCUUAGAGAUGAGACAAGAAAGAGAAAAGCAUGCAGCCGAUGUGAGACAAUUGACUAAUCAGAUGGAGAACUUGAAGGAAUUGCUACAUACAUAUGAAAUUUCCUUAGGGAGAAAGGAUGAGGUAAUUGCAAAUCUAACACAUGCAAUUGAGAAACAAAAGGACAGGAUAGAGUUAAUGAAAAAAUUCACAAAAUGGCGACUUCAGCAUUUUUUGAACCAACAAAGGGCCAGAGAACAGUUGUGCGCAAACAGACUGGCUGAUCAGCUGUAUAAAUUAGUCUUGUUGAGGAAAGUCUGGGUGAUUUGGCGAUCCAGCUUUAAUACAAAAUGUAAAGAAACCAUGGAAAAGGCUGUUCAGUCAAGUGUGGAAGCUAUGCGUGCUGCACUCACCAAUGAGUAUGAAUCCAAACUUCAAACGGUAACUAGUUCACUUGAGGAGGCCAGAUCUGAAAUUAUUGAAUUGCAGAACCAGAGACAAGAUUAUGAAGAUGCCAUGAAGAAGGCUUUCAUGCGGGGUGUCUGUGCACUGAAUUUAGAGGCAAUGAGCAUGUUUCAGAGCAAAGAUUUCAAACUUGACCAGGUUGGAAGUCAGCCUGGCCCAUCAGUUAGAUCAAGCAUAUUUCGUCAGCAGCAGGAGCAAGUAAACAGUGAAGUGCGAAGUCAGCCUGGCCUAUCAACCAGAUCCAGCAUGUUUCGUCAGCAGCAGGAGCAAGUAGACAGUGACGGCCCAUCAACCAGAUCGAGCAUAUUUCGUCAGCAGCAGGAACAAGUAAACGGUGAAGUGAGAAAUCAGCAUACUCCUGGCCCGUCAAACAAACCGAGCAUGUUUCGUCAGCAGCAGGAGCAAGUAAAUGAAGAAGUGCGAAAUCCAUUCCUGCCUGGCCCAUCAGUUAAAUCAAGCAUAUUUCAGCAGCAGGAGCAAGGAGACGGGGAAGUGAGAAAUCAGCUUCAUCCUGUCCCAUCAAACAGACCGAGCGUGUUUCGUCAGCAGCAGGAGAAAGUAAACGGUGAAGUGAGAAAUCAGCAUAAUCCUGGCCCGUCAAACAGACCAAGCAUGUUUCGUCAGCAGCAGGAGAAAGUAAACGGUGAAGUGAGAAAUCCUCUUCAGCCUGCCCCAUCAGUUAGAUCAAGCAUAUUGCAGGAGCAGGAGCAGGAGCAAGUAAUCGGUGAAGUGAGAAAUCCUCUUCAUCCUGUCCCAUCAGUUAGAUCAAGCAUAUUUCAGGAGCAGGAGCAGGAGCAAGUAGUCGGUGAAGUGAGAAAUCAGCAUACUCCUGGCCCAUCAAACAGACCGAGCAUGUUUCGUCAGCAGCAGGAGCAAGUAAAUGAUGAAGCACGAAAUCAGCUUCAGCCUGUCCCAUCAGUUAGAUCAAGCAUAUUUCAGCAGCAGGAGCAAGGAGACGGUGAAGUAGUUGAUCUACCAGAAAAAAGAGCAGAAUCUGGUGCUGGCACUGGUGGACCUACAGCAAAAUUUUCUUCAUUUCAGCCUAUGCCAUCAAUGUCCUCACUGCCACAACCACCACCUCAUUUUGCUCCAACGACAGCUGGGUCUGCUCCUGCAGAAGAUCUGUUUUCUUCUCACCAAGGCCAUGCUGUAACAUCCCAAACCAGAUUAGACUCUGCUGCUGCAAUAACCUGCGGUGCUGCGACAGGAUCAGGCGCAAAGUGCAUUGCAAAACUGCCCAUGACGAGGGUGGUGACAUCUGCUCAACAAAAGCCUGGAAGGACAGUCACUGCGAAAAUCACCGGUCGUUCAGAUUUUUCAGGAAAGAAUCGUAUUUGCAGUAACUUAGAUGUCUUGGGUGUUUCGCCUCCCAUGAAUUCUGUUGUGGUGGAGAAACAUCAUCCUGUCACUCAGCAAACUAUAUCUCAAGCUGUUGCUGCUAAAUAUCCUCGAACUAUGCACCAGUCUUCUAAUGCUAUUGGUGUGAGACAUUUGGGACACAAUGGGAAAACUCCUGUCCAAAGUCACAACAACAUCCAGUCAAUAAAGGUAGUGGAGUAGGUUAGCCGGUUGAAACGCCUGUACUUUAUUUUAAGCACAUGAAGAAAGUUUUCCAGGUUAUUGUUUAAAAUGUGCUCCCUGGUGUUUGCAGAUUAAUGGAAUAAUAACCCAAGAUGCAUCAUGUUUUUCCUCUCAAUAAUAUUGUACAUAUAGAGAUAUUUGAAGUGUAAAAAGUGUGCCACUGAAGAUGGCACAAUGUAGUUCUGUGUAACUGCAAAUAAGGUAUACUUGAAAUUUUUACUUUCUUAAAACUUAUUAUAUAUCCUUAUUUAAUGUUUUUAAUAAAAAUGAAGCAUUGAGCUUGUAUAUUCUAAAA
Messenger RNA from Thamnophis sirtalis, 2903 nucleotides. The record is from RefSeq and is a predicted model, not a curated record. Lineage: Eukaryota; Metazoa; Chordata; Lepidosauria; Squamata; Natricidae.